This is a messenger RNA of Ambispora gerdemannii, 158 nucleotides long. The record is from the annotation of a GenBank genome assembly. Lineage: Eukaryota; Fungi; Glomeromycota; Glomeromycetes; Archaeosporales; Ambisporaceae.
AAAGGCAGGCUUGAAAGUACAACCCGAUAAAUGUCAUUUUGGAAAGACCUCUCUACCAUUUCUCGGCUAUAUAAUUGGCAAAAAUGAAAUAAAACCAGAUCCAUCCAAAGUUGAAAAAGUCCAAAAUUACCCAGUACCAGAAAAUAUUACAGCAUUAC